AUGCUGAAGUUGUACGAGGAGCAGGCCACUAGUCGUCGAAAGUAUUUACAAAUGGUUCGGGAGCAGACUUCUUCUUUAAAUUAUAUGGCUCUCUACAACAACCUAGCUCCAGAAGCAUAUUGUCCUAUGCUGGUUCGUGUCGGAACGACUAGCGAUGGUGGGAAGAGGAUUUGCAAUCCUUUCAGAAUUCCCUAUGGCAGUAUUGUGUUAUCGUAUGGGAUUAACACAGAUGUUACAUUUGAAGAAGAACUCCAAAGAAUAACCAUGAGUUGCUGCACCAUUUUCGGCUAUGAUUCAGAACAGAAUUCGAAAACGAAAUAUCUUUAUUCGCGUAUACCAAACACGCAUUUAAGAAAAGCACGCAUUGCUAAUUUCGAUUACGAAGCAAACGAUACCUAUACAAUGAAAACGCUCAUGAAGAUAGAUAACGUUACAGCAGUGGAAAUUUUGAAAAUAGAUCUUGAAAACACCGAACACAAAGUGCUUCCACAGUUUCUCGACAGCUAUCGUCCACGACAGAUCAUGGUGGAGAUUCAUGGCCGCAAUACAUCACAGGUGGCAAUACUCUUACAGAAGAUUUCGCUGCAUGGUUACUGGUUAUUCUCUCAUGAAAUUAACGGAGGAUAUCAUAAGCUGUGCGAAUAUUCAUUCAUUCACGAAUCUGCAUUUGACAGAUAUAAGGCCAUUCCUAUGGCUAAAUAUCUAGACUAA
This is a messenger RNA of Cylicocyclus nassatus, 711 nucleotides long. NCBI's taxonomy places the organism in Eukaryota, Metazoa, Nematoda, Chromadorea, Rhabditida, Strongylidae. The record is from the annotation of a GenBank genome assembly.